Messenger RNA from Pyricularia pennisetigena, 2232 nucleotides. RefSeq lists its product as uncharacterized. Gene Ontology annotation, biological process: fungal-type cell wall organization; carbohydrate metabolic process. The record is from RefSeq and is a predicted model, not a curated record. Gene Ontology annotation, molecular function: glycosyltransferase activity; chitin binding; hydrolase activity, hydrolyzing O-glycosyl compounds. The transcript has 4 exons. Gene Ontology annotation, cellular component: fungal-type cell wall. Lineage: Eukaryota; Fungi; Ascomycota; Sordariomycetes; Magnaporthales; Pyriculariaceae. Bases 1 to 2232 code for a protein of 743 amino acids.
AUGACAAAUUUUGCCAAGAUGGUCAUCCGUCUACUGGCGUUUGUCACGGGUUUUGCCGCCGUCAGCAAGGCUAUCGCCGGCACUGGUUGCAACCCGACGACGACAAAAAACUGCCCGCCUAUGCCCGGGCUGAACACGGGUUACUACGAGAUAGACUUUAGCAACGACGCCAAGGACGCUUCCAAGUAUUGGACCACGUCGGCGGGGGCCCAGGUCACGCGCGACAGCCGCGGGAUGGCGCUGCAGUACCUCAAGCGGUUCGACGCGCCGCAGCUCGUCAGCACCUGGUACAUGUGGUACGGGCGGGUCGACGUGCAGCUGCAGGUGGCCAAGGGCCAGGGCGUGGUGACGUCCAUCGUGCUCAUGUCGGACACGCUGGACGAGAUCGACUGGGAGUGGUCCGGCAACAACUUUGGGUACGGGCCGAGCAAGGGCCGCGUGCAGACAAACUACUUUGGCAAGGGCGUCACGGGCACCUACGACCGCGGCACCACCGUCGACGUCGAGAACCCGCAGGCCACCGCGUACACGUACACUCUUGUCUGGAGGCCCGACUCGAUCGAGUGGCGCAUCGACGGCAGGAUGGUGCGGACGUUUUACGCCAAGGACGCAGAGACCAAGCCUGGCAGCAGCCAUCAGUUCCCGCAGACGCCGGCAAAGUUGCAAAUCGGGAUUUGGGCUGGGGGAGAUCCCUCCAACCCUGCUGGUGUUAUCGAGUGGGCAGGCGGCGUGACCGACGCAAACGGGGGCCCCUACGUGGCUUACAUCAACAAGAUUACCGUCCAGAACCAGUAUGCAGCCGCGGCUUACAACUGGACAGAUCAGUCUGGUAGCCAUGGCAGCGUCAGGCAGUUGAGCCAGGACCCGGGCAACCUGGUUCCUGUGAGUCCGGCUCUGUUGCCGCUGCGCUCCGAGCUGCCCGUGACUCAGAUCGGUCGCUGCGGACGAGAGCUCAACACCAUCUGCAAGGGCAGCGUCUUUGGCGACUGCUGCUCGCAGUACAACACCUGCGGCAGCACUGCCGAGUAUUGUGGCAGUGGCUGCCAAGGAGCAUAUGGCAAGUGCGCCAAGCCAAACAUCUUUGCCAACGAGAAGCUCGAAUUCGAGCCCGAGCCGACGACGAGUGUCAAGAGAAUCACUUCUACCAGCAGCAGUACAACUUUGAGCACCAGCACUAGCCAGUCGACAAAAGCCUCGACGAGCACUUUGACUGCUCCGCUGCGAACGGAUCUCCCACCAACUGCCAACGGGCACUGCGGCCCCAAGGUCAACACCAUCUGCAAGGGCAGCGUAUUCGGGGACUGCUGCUCCGAGCACAACUACUGCGGAAACGGCCCUGACUACUGCGGUGCCGGUUGCCAGUCGGCCUUUGGACGCUGUGGAGAUGCUCCCGUUGAGCCCAAGGCUGCAACGACUUUUUCCAGCAGCCAGUCUCCCAAAGUGGCGACCAGUCCUGUCGGCUCGCCCAGCGUCUCCGCAAGCACCAGCGCCUCCACAAGCACCACCAUGACAAAGCCACCGACGUCCAGCACCGCUGCCGCAAUCAGUAGCACUCCUGUGGCGAACGCCAAGCUGGCUGUGAGCCAGGACGGAAGCUGCGGUGGCAAGGACGCCAAGUUCACCUGCACAGGUGGGGUUUUCGGCGAGUGCUGCUCGCAAUACAAUUUUUGUGGAAAUUCCAUAGACCACUGUAGCACGGGCUGCCAGGUUGGAUUUGGACGCUGCGACGGUUCCCCGGUGGCGUCGGCUGCCAGUUCGCAAAGGCCAGACGACCCGGCUGCCAUUUUACCGACAAGCUCGCCAACAUCUCGGUCAUCCUCCACCACCACUACCAAGACGGCCACCGCAGCAACCAUCGGUUACACCUGCGAUGACGACUUUUGGUGGGAGAACAACUACUGCUACAAGUACAUGGGGGCCAACGGGCAGAUGAAGAAGAUGACCUCGGCCUUCUGCAACUCGUGGAGCGGCAAGAUGAGCGACGUGCCCAACUGGCUCAACAAGGACUGCGGAGGCGACAUUGAGCGCAUCCGCGGCGCCUGCUGCGGCCGCUACGUAGCACCGCCGGACGCCACGUCUUCGAAGCUCGCCAGGCGCCGAGACGAUGCGGCCGCGGUAGGCGGCAGCAAGGGACCCAGCCCCUGGGCGAGCGUGGUCGAGUACCUGACGCGCAAGCAGGCCAAGGCGGCAGAUCAGGAGGCGGACAGGCGGGCCGAAAAAGCUGCGACUUGA